This is a messenger RNA of Coccomyxa subellipsoidea C-169, 456 nucleotides long. RefSeq lists its product as hypothetical. Bases 1 to 456 code for a protein of 151 amino acids. The transcript has 4 exons. NCBI's taxonomy places the organism in Eukaryota, Viridiplantae, Chlorophyta, Trebouxiophyceae, Coccomyxaceae. The record is from RefSeq and is a predicted model, not a curated record.
AUGGCUCUGUACACCAGAGACCAGCUCACGGGCGUGGGUGUGCCUAUUGAGCAGGCCACUGUUCAUGCUGACGGUCUUGUUGCUGCGAUGGACAACGUGAAGGACGCCAGGUUGGGCAAGCUGGACGCCAAGCUGGACAAGUUGGACGCCAAGCUGGACGCCAAGCUGGACAACCUGGACACCAAGCGGGACGCCAAGCUUGACAAGCUGGACGCCAAGAUGGACAAGCUGGCUCUAGAGCUCGCGAAGACCAGCCUCAAUGGGCGGUGGCUCGUGGCGUUGCUACUCAUCGUCCAGCUUGUCCAGCUUGGCGUCCAGCUUGUCCAGGACCAGCAGGUACUGGAGCUCACAAAGACCAGCCUCAAUGGGCGGUGGCUCGUGGCGUUGCUAGUGUCCACGAUGCUGAUGAGCACAGAUGUUGGCAAGAGAGUCCUUGCCAAGUUGUUGUCGUCCUAG